Messenger RNA from Suhomyces tanzawaensis NRRL Y-17324, 321 nucleotides. RefSeq lists its product as uncharacterized. The transcript has a single exon. Gene Ontology annotation, biological process: protein folding; protein stabilization; protein import into mitochondrial matrix. The annotation marks the transcript as partial. Lineage: Eukaryota; Fungi; Ascomycota; Pichiomycetes; Serinales; Debaryomycetaceae. Gene Ontology annotation, cellular component: mitochondrion. Gene Ontology annotation, molecular function: protein-folding chaperone binding; zinc ion binding. The record is from RefSeq and is a predicted model, not a curated record.
AGCUUCAAAGUUGAUAAUCCACAAAUGAUGAUCGCCUUCACUUGUAAGAAGUGUGACACCAGGUCAUCUCACACAUUCUCCAAGCAAUCGUAUCACAAAGGAACUGUUUUGAUCCAGUGUCCAGGGUGCAAGAAUCGCCACUUGAUUGCAGACAACCUCAAAGUAUUCAAAGACAAUAGGUUCUCGUUGGAGGAAGUGUUGAAAGCAUCCGGAGAGAGUGUCACCACUACACCAGGAGACUUGGCAUUCGAAGAUAUUCCCGAAAAAUUGAGGUCCACCAUUGGCCAUUACGCCAAAGAUGCGCCUGAAGAAUACCGUAGA